Molecule: messenger RNA, 3135 nt
Organism: Arvicanthis niloticus (Nile rat)
Lineage: Eukaryota; Metazoa; Chordata; Mammalia; Rodentia; Muridae
Gene: Ccdc142
Product: coiled-coil domain containing 142
Source: RefSeq, a predicted model, not a curated record
GAGUAAGUGGGCGGCCAUCUUUGAUAGGGGCAGAGGCCGCGGCUACGGAGCCCCAGUGAGGCCACGAAACUUCCGGCGGCUAGCUGGUGAGUCCUGGCGCCCGCGGGCGUGGAGCGCCGCGGGAAGCGGGGAAGCGCUGAGCGUUAGGUUCGUUUGGGACUCGCCGUGCAAAUGGACCGAGCGUCCCAUUCUAGUGGCCUUCUGCCUCCACUCGCUAACGCACUCCCGUCGUGGGCGCAGCCCGUGGACGCUGGGGAGGAGAGGGGCGAGGGGAGGCGCGGAGGGCCCGGGCUACUGGCUGCGGUGAGCGUCCGGUGCCCGGACUCCAGCAGACAGCCGUGGGCUCCCGCGUCUGCAAGCGGCCCGAUGCCUUUCGCUCUGCAGCGGCUCCGGGCUGCGUUGCUGCGUCUGCACCGUGAGCGAGAGCAGCUCCUGCGGGCCAGGGACUGCGCCCGCCACCUGCAGGCGGUCGUGCGGCUGCUCCGCUCCGGCUCGGCCGGUUCCCUCUCCCUGCAGCAGCUGCACGGCAAUUUACAGAUGUGCCCUUUGCGUGGGACAGCUCUGCGCCUCGGCUUCCGGGGCUCCAGGGAGACGCUUCUCCUGGCUCGCCCUCUUGGGUUAGCAGCCCAGCACCUGGAUGCUACCAUCGAGAUGCAGCUUCGCGCCCUAGGCCGGGCACCGGCUAGCCUGGGCCUGACGUCCCAGCUAGCCGAACUGUUGCUGGCCCUUCCUUUCUACCACACUCUACAGGAACAAUCCCUGAGCUUCGUCCCCAGGGCCGCGCGCCCGUUCCCCGUGGCCCGAGUGCUCCACCUCCUGGCUGCAGAACGGGGUUGUCAGGUGGCAGAUCGGCUGGCUGAAGCCCUUGGCGGAUCGGGCUUGCAGGAUCAACUCGGUCGGCAGUGUGACCAAGAGCGAGAGCUGCUGCCCGGGCUGCUGGGCCUAGUAGGGGGCGUGGCUAGCACCGACAGCAGUGGACUGGGGCUUGGAGGGCCUGGAGCCCUGUGGAGCCAGUAUUGGACCUUGCUGUGGGCAGCCUGUGCUCAGUGUUUGGACCUAUGCGUGGGACCCUGGAGGGACCCCCGAGCAGUGGCACAACAGCUGAGUCAGGCACUGUGUCAAGCGUCCCUGCCGCAGGAGUGUGAGAAGGAGCUGUUGUCUCUGUGUCACAGCCUAUCUCAUCAGUCUCUUAUCAGCAGCUGGGACCGAGGGUUCUGCCAAGCCUUGGGAUCAGCCCUGGGUGGUCAGAGCGGCCCUGCUUCACCGUCUCCUACCGCGGACCUGUUGCGGCAGCUUUUUCCUCCCCUCUUGGAUAUCCUUCGACAGCCUAAGUCGGAACUCAGCCUGUGUCAGCCUGCAGGUCCUACACCUGUCGCUCUGGGGCUCUGUACCCUGCAGACCACCUUGCUCUGGUUCUUGGGCAGAGCUCAGCAGCACCUGGCAGCAUGGGCCCCCGGUCCCUUCCUACUCCUGAUCCAGAAGGACUUGCCUCCUCUUCUGCUUGCAGUGGAAGCGCUGUCCAGCCUGGCCUCCGAGGCAGCCUUCACUCUGGAGGUGGAGCAGCAGCUGGGCCUGGAGAUCCAGAAGUUGACAGCAAAGAUGCAGCUCCUGCCCAAAGAGUCACUGAGUCUUUUUUUUCAAGAAUGUCAUAAACAAGCCACACAAGGCUUCAAGCUCCACAUGCCAAGGGGUCGAUACUGGAGGCUUCGACUGAGUCCUGAACAUCCCAGUGACCCUAGUGAGUACGCUCGGAUGGUGGUCUACACUGUGUUGGAGCCUGUGUUGCAAGGACUGCAGGGAUUGCCGCCCGAAGCCCAAGCCCCGGCCCUCAGCCAGGCACUGACAGCCACACUGGGCGCCUGGCUUGACCACAUUCUCACCUAUGGGAUCCGGUUCAGCCUGCAGGGGGCGCUGCAGCUCAAACAAGACUUCGGAGUGGUCAGGGAGGUUCUGGAACAGGAGCAGUGGGGCCUGUCCCGGGAGCUUCGCCAGACUCUGCUCUCACUCAGCAUCUUCCAGCGGCUAGAUGGGGCCCUGCUGUGUCUUCUGCAGCAACCUCUGCCCAAGAAUCCAAUCCACAGAAGACCUCCUCGUUGCUGUUUUUGUAAUGAGGUCCAGACCACCGAACUGCCCACCAGCAGCCUCAACAGCCUGGAAAGCUUGCCACCCCGUCUACGGCCUGGAAUCUCCCCAGCACAGAACACCCACCUGCUAAGCACCCUGGGAGGAGGAGGACGAGGGGUAGGGGGAGGAGGAGGAGGAGGAGGACCUAGUCCUGAGGCUUACCUGGCCGGAAACCAGCAGGCCUGGCUUGCCCUGAGGUUGCACCAACACCCUCGUUGGCACCUGCCUUUUUUUUCUUGCCUGGGGACAAGUCCUGAACCCUAAGUUGACUAGGUUCAGGAGUUCCAAAUCAUGCCCGAGACAAGGAACUGUAUGUUAGAGAGGCUUAAAACUGGGCGCUUGAUAAAACAUGUUCAUAAACUAGAGUCUGGAAUUGAACCCCAGAUCAUCCUAGGAUCUGCAAUCCAGAGUAAUAGGCUAUAACUAGAGCCUGAAAUCUGAAAGUCGGAAACAAUGGAGACAUCUUACAGCUAGAAAUAGAAGGGGGUUAGCUCUCUGGAAGACAGAAGCAAGCUAAGUGCUUUCUCUUGAAUCCCAGGAGCAAGGCUAAAGUUAAUUCAUGAGGAAACACAGAUGAAGCAAACAUUUCUACAUGUGGAGGGCCCGUCUUGCCCCGUCCUCAGUUCUAUUUUUAGUCAUUAGGCUGUAGGACCUUGACAUUAAAGCUUUGGCUGUUGCUACCAGGGCAGGGCUUGCCUUCUGGUGGGUGGACAAUCCCUGCUGUGAUCGACUUCUCAACGGAAGGAGCCAGGAUUUAGGACGGUGCUGACCUAGGUCUAGCAGGCAGGAUACUGAAGGGAAAAGGACGUUUUCGUCGGAAGGGGAUUUUGCACAUCCACUGCCUAUACAGUGAGUGGCACAGAACUCUGCUGAUGGCUGAAGUAUUUGCGGACCGCCCACUCGGGGCCCCUCGGCGGCGAGAAGUACAGCGGAGGCCGCCGGAAGCGGUCCGUUGCCAUAAAACGCUCCCCAGUGCUACUCCUUCCGGGGCGGAGGUAGCCAUGGCGGCGG